Messenger RNA from Corylus avellana, 621 nucleotides. NCBI's taxonomy places the organism in Eukaryota, Viridiplantae, Streptophyta, Magnoliopsida, Fagales, Betulaceae. The record is from RefSeq and is a predicted model, not a curated record.
AUGAUUUUUGAAGGGAUUUUCUUAUCACCGCCGGUUCUUCUUCAAAAAGCAAAAGAUCAGUUGGGGGAGUUUGUAAAGGCUGACCAAACUUUACGGGCCAAAACAGCACAGAAUAGGCAACCUGCACGGGAUAAAUGGCAAGUACCGGAUUUGGGAGCUUUAAAGCUUAAUUGGGAUACUGCUCUCGAUACAAGGAAGAAGAGGAUGGGGGUGGGGAUAGUGGUACGCAAUCAUGAUGGUGAGGUAUUGCUAACGAAAUGCAUGGUGCAGGACCAUAUAACUGAUCCCACAAUUGCAGAAGCGAUAGCAGCACGGGCAUCAGUUGAACUUGUUAGACAGCUGGGUUUUCAAUCUGUCAUAUUUGAGGGGGAUUCCUUGGUGGUGGUUAAAGCACUUAGCAGUGAGGAUAGAUGCUGGUCUCAAUUUGGGAUGUUGAUAGAAGAAACUAAGAUCAUUCUUCGAAGUUGUGGGUCAUGGGAGGUUUGCCAUAUUAGGAGAGCUGCGAAUGAGGUGGCACAUAGAAUAUCUAAGCUAGCACUUACUCUCAAUGAAACACAUGUCUGGGAGGAGUCUGUUCCUUUAUGUAUUAGGGAGAUUGUAAUGGCUGAAAGGCCUCUUUGA